AUGGCCUCAGGGGACGCCGAGCUCCCCCAGCAGGAUGCCAGUCCGAUCACCACCGAGCGGCCACCUCUGCCGCCCUUUCGCUGUGUUUCCACCCCUUCAUACGAAAGCCCCCAGAGACAUCAUCGCCGGAACCCGAUAGUCAGGCGCCCAGUCAAGGAAACGCUUAAUGCUCGAUCCGAGUAUUAUACCAGCCAGGAUGAUGGCACUGCUGAGCACCGGAUCAAUCAAUACGUGAUCAAGCAGGAGAUCGGCAGAGGCUCAUUCGGAGCGGUGCAUCUUGCCACUGACCAGUUUGGAAACGAAUAUGCUGUAAAGGAAUUCUCCAAGGCUCGUCUACGGAAACGGGCGCAGUCGCAUCUUCUGCGCAGGCCCCGAGGCCCUAAGCGUCCUUCAGAUGGAUUCAACUCCCCGCUGCAUCGCCGCGCGCCGGGUGGGGAUGAGCACAAGGAAAACGCCCUUUACUUGAUCAAGGAAGAAAUUGCCAUCAUGAAGAAGCUGAAUCACAAUAACCUUGUGUCUUUAAUAGAAGUCCUCGAUGAUCCUACAGAGGACUCGCUAUACAUGGUCAUGGAGAUGUGCAAGAAAGGAGUGAUCAUGAAGGUCGGGCUCGAGGAACGAGCCGAUCCUUAUGAUGAUGACCAAUGCCGCUGUUGGUUCCGCGAUCUGAUUUUAGGAAUCGAAUAUCUACAUGCGCAGGGUAUCGUACAUCGAGAUAUCAAACCGGACAACUGUCUAUUGACGAGUGACGAUGUCUUGAAGGUCGUUGACUUUGGGGUGUCGGAGAUGUUCGAGAAGGAUUCAAACAUGUUCACUGCAAAGUCAGCAGGUUCUCCUGCCUUUCUUCCGCCGGAACUGUGCGUCGUUAGACACGGUGAUGUCUCGGGCAAAGCCACGGACAUAUGGUCUAUGGGGGUCACACUCUACUGCCUUCGGUAUGGUAGACUCCCGUUUGAGAAGCAAAGCAUCUUUGAGCUUUACGAAGCCAUCAAGAACGACCCUGUUGUAUGCGAGGGAGAGACCGACGAAAAUUUCAAGGAUCUGAUGUUCCGAAUCCUUGAAAAAGACCCGGCCAAGCGCAUACCAAUGGAGGAGUUGCGGGAACACCCUUGGGUGACCAAGAAUGGGCUUGAUCCUCUUUUAUCUGAGAGCGAGAACACCGCUGAGAUCGUCGGUCUGCCGACAGAAGAAGAGAUGAACUCUGCCAUUACGAGGAAUAUUGGUCAUGUCAUGGCCGUGAUCAAAGCGGUAACGCACUUCAAAAGGCUGAUCGACCCGGCAAAGGCAGACCCGCCCAUGCAGAGUAUACUUGGUCAAGAAUACGAAACGCACUUUGUUGAGCCUCCUAUGGAGAUGGAGCCAGAGGAGAGCUUCACGGCCACCGGCAAUAUGCCCAUCCUCAACAAGAGCCAAAGUCUAAACAUGUAUAAUAGACGACCUUGGGAACGUGACAACGUGCUGCAAGGCUUCCAUCAGCGUCGCGAGGAUCUAAUUCCCAACCAGCCUACCGACGGCAGCGAGUCUCUCAGCCAUCACGGUAAGACCGGUCCUGCAUCAGGCAGCAAUAGCAGGAAUGCAUCCCGAAUGGAGCCUGAACGGAAAGAUUCCGGGUCUAUUCGCAGUCACAAUAUAGCCGGCGGGUCGAUUGACGAUUUCCAACCCAACUCCACCCCUCAGUCCCCAUCUCCUUUCGUCCCGCUAUCCCGAGCAAGCUCGGUCACCACAAAACGCAGCGUUGAAGGAACCCGUGGCCACGCACGCGAUCCCCUGGAGGAGGAAUUUCCGUUCCUAUACAUCGGACCUCAACAUACACCGGCUCGUCCAACCAAUCCAACAUUGAUCCCGACACCGAUCCCAUAUUCGAAGAACCCGACACCAUGA
This is a messenger RNA of Aspergillus niger, 1878 nucleotides long. RefSeq lists its product as uncharacterized. NCBI's taxonomy places the organism in Eukaryota, Fungi, Ascomycota, Eurotiomycetes, Eurotiales, Aspergillaceae. The record is from RefSeq and is a predicted model, not a curated record. Gene Ontology annotation, molecular function: protein serine/threonine kinase activity; ATP binding. The transcript is spliced from 6 exons. Gene Ontology annotation, biological process: intracellular signal transduction; protein phosphorylation. The coding region runs from base 1 to 1878 and encodes 625 amino acids. Gene Ontology annotation, cellular component: cytoplasm.